GAUACCCCUCGUCGCGGUGAGUCGAUCGGUGAAUUGUAACUUUGUAAUUAUGUAGGUUUUAGGAAAAUUUCAGAUAAAGAAUACGUAGUUGGAUCAUGUUUGAUAGUAGAAUAGUCCAGCAACAUAUGUAAGACUAUCACCGAGCUUCUUUAGCUUUUGCAGAUGAGAUAUUGUCGAUGAUGUUGCGAGCCAAUAAUGGCUGCCAUCGAGCGGGAAGUGGGUUAUUGCCCACCCCGCCAGCCCGGCGUGGCUUCCGCUGCCGGUCGUGGCGUGGUUGAGUGAUAGGCAGAUCAACUCACCAUUUUCAUCUCCUUGAAUACUACUUGUCUUGGAGUUUGUUGCUCAGAUAUGGUGAUGAAUGUGUACACACAAUGGCGCCUCAUCAACGUCGGGACACUCUUCAUUGGCUAUGGUCUCUAUGUCUUAAACAGAAAGAGUUUUGUCUUCCUUUUACCAGAAAUAAUAAAAGAAGAAGGCCUCAAGAAUAAUGAUCUUGGUACCAUUACAAGUAGUCUAACAUUAGCCUACGCCAUCAGCAAGUUUAUCGGAGGGAUUAUCUCUGAUCAGAUCAGCCCUCGAGCGAUGUUUCCGAUGGGUCUCUUUGUCACCGGUGUUCUCUCGCUACAGUUCUCUGUCUCAACGUCGGUGGAAAGUUUCAUCGUUAUGUCGUUCCUGAUGGGCCUUGCUCAGGGUGUGAGCUGGCCGGGAGUAGCCAAGGUCCUGAAACAGUGGUAUUUGCCAUCGGAGAUCGGUCUAUGGUGGAGCCUGAUAUCAUCUGCUGCUAAUGUCGCAGGGACUCUAGGACCCCUCGGUCUGGCUCUACUUGCCAUCAACUUUGGUUGGAGAGGUGCUAUGCAGUUCUGUGCUGGGAGUGCUAUUGUUGUCGCUGCGACGGCUGGAUUCAUAAUACGAAGCUCACCCACUGAUGUCGGACAGCCAUCUCUACAUGCGAACAGUGAACAAUCAAAGAAUAAUGAUACAACAAAAACAUCUGAAUCAGCGAGUACUUUUGAGAAUCUCAAGUCCAUCCUAACAAGCCCAGCACUCUGGGUUAUAGCUCUACUCUUCAUGAUCAGUAACUUUCUUGUUACCGGGAUGACAGACUGGGGCCAACUCUUCCUGAUACAAGAGAAAGGUCUUAGUCAUACAACAGGAAGCUCAUUUACAAGUGCAUAUUCCCUUGGUGCUACCGUUGGCAGUAUAACAUCAGGAUAUAUUACAGAUAAACUUGUAGCAAAGUAUGGUCGGAGGCGGAGAGGAACAUCACGGUAUCCAUGGUUACUGCUAAUGGUUGCAUUGAAUCUUUUAUCACUCCAUGCCCUGAGAAAUUACAUCGCUCCAGAAACUUACCAGGAGCUUAUACUACUGAUUGGUCUAUGCCUAGGUGUUGCCCAGAAGAGCUGUGUGGCAUUGUUUGGCAUCCUCGCUGUGGAGAACUCUCCCAUUCAUUUAUCAGGGACAGUGCAUGCCUUCGCUGCUUUGGCUUCAAGCGUGGGUGGUGUAUUAGCUGGGCUUCCUCUGACCUACAUCUCACAGCAUUAUUCCUGGUCACACGCUCUCUACUGCAUGGAAUCGGUCUCAUUUAUCAGCCUUUAUCACCAUGCUCCUUAUACGCAGGAUGAACAUGAGAAUUGGCUACCAGUCUCCUAAAAAAUCAGACUAAAUUGGAACCCGCAAGGUCUCUAUAUGGUUACAAUGGCAUUGUUAUUCAUGGAGUGAAGCACAUUCUCAGCCUUAUCAUAAUGCUCCUUAUACACAGGAUGAACCUGAGAAUCGGUUACCAGUCUCCUAAAAAAGCAGACUGAGUUCAAACUCACACGGUUUAUACAUCAUUCUUCAUGGAGUGAGCUGAUUUUUUUAGCUUUUUCUUAAUACUUACAAUAAGCAGGAGGAACAUGAGAAUUGGUUACCAAUCUCCUAAAAAAAAGCAGGCUGAGUUCAAACUCACAGGGUUUAUACAUCAUUAAUCAUUCUUCAUAGAGUGAGCUGAUUUUUUUAUCCUUUUAUUAAAUGCUGACAAUAUGCAGUAUGAACAUGAGAAUUGGUUACCAAUCUACUAAAAAUUCAGACUGAAUUGGGACACAUAACGUUUAUAUAUGGACACAAAUUUUUGAUGGAGUGAAAUCCUUUUCUCGGCCUUGUCAUCAUGCUCCUUAUACGCAGGAUGAACAUGAGAAUUGGCUACCAGUCUCCUAAAAAAUCAGAGUAAAUUGGAGCCUGCAAGGUCCCUCUAUAUGGUUACAAUGGCAUUGUUAUUCGUGGAGUGAAAUCCCAUUUCUCAGCAUUAUCAUCAUGCUCCUUGUACGCAGGAUCAACAUGAGAAUUGGUUACCAGUUUCCUAAAAAACAGAGUUCAAACUCACAGGGUUUAUACAUGUACAUCAAUAAUCAUUCUUCAUGGAGUGAGCUGAUUUUUUUAGCUUUUUCUUAAUGCUUACAAUAAGCAGGAUGAACAUGAGAAUUGGUGACCAAUCUACGAAAAAUUCAGACUGAAUUGGGACACAUUACAUUUAUACAUGGUUACAUAUUAUUCAUGGAGUGAAGUCCAUAUCUCAACCUUAUCAACUGCUUAAAAUAUGCAGGUUGAAUGUGAGAACAGAUGUAAGGUCCACAGUAGAAGCGCUCAAAGAAAACGAGCGAUAUACAGAUGAUGAAGAUGAAUGAAGAAACUAGAAGUAGUAAGUUGUGGAUCCAAAAGUAUAAUUAUGUAGCACAGUAAAUUGAUCGCUACAGCAGAAAAUAAAGCCUCCCAUAUGAAGUCCUUCUACUGAGUGUCCUACCUCUAAAACUGUGGCAAUGUGUUCCAUAAAAACUAUUUCAUUGGUUGGUCAAUAGUUGCUAUGCAAUGAAAACAAGCAUCAAAGGGGAACAAAGAAUAAAAAUUAUUUUAAGUUUGAGGUUUUCACAGUUCAUAGAAAUUUAUAGUAUUUGUUAGUUUGAGGAGGCCGAGGGCUGAAUCACUUUUUAUUAUACAAUGUGCUUCCAAUAUAGAAUCAAGUGCCUUGUUAAUUCUAAUUAUGGGCUUGAAGUGCCAAAACAUUAACAAAAGAAGUUAGUUCCUCAUUCUAUCUUUUUAUUUAUUAAUUUAUUCAUGUGCAUGUAUUUGCUUUUGUUAUAAUAUGUGAUCCAUUCAUUCAAGUAUUCCAAUUUUUUAGGGGUUUCUUAUUCAUUUAUUUUUUAUUAAUUUAAUUUUUUUUUGGGGGGGUAACCAUUCAUUUGAAUUUUAAGAAAGUGUUGCUUUUUUAUAACUUUUUUUCAUCAUGUAAUUCACUUUUGUAAAACUUAAAUUUAUUCAUUAUUUCUCUUUCUAUAUUUAUAUAUUUUACAACUGAUAAUUUUUUUGUUGGUGCUCCCUGCUUAUUCCUGUGGAAAAAAAAUGUUUCUUUUGACCCUACUCAGUGGAGUAGCGAAUCAUGAUGGUGCAAUAAUUACAUAUUUGAUCAAUUUAUUUUUUAAAUAAAAUGAAAUAAUGAACUAGAUAGUGUA
Molecule: messenger RNA, 3485 nt
Organism: Lytechinus pictus (painted urchin)
Lineage: Eukaryota; Metazoa; Echinodermata; Echinoidea; Temnopleuroida; Toxopneustidae
Product: glucose-6-phosphate exchanger SLC37A4-like
Exons: 10
Coding region: 349-1650 (433 amino acids)
Biological process (GO): glucose-6-phosphate transport; phosphate ion transmembrane transport
Cellular component (GO): endoplasmic reticulum membrane
Molecular function (GO): glucose 6-phosphate:phosphate antiporter activity
Source: RefSeq, a predicted model, not a curated record